Molecule: messenger RNA, 1158 nt
Organism: Nipponia nippon (crested ibis)
Lineage: Eukaryota; Metazoa; Chordata; Aves; Pelecaniformes; Threskiornithidae
Source: RefSeq, a predicted model, not a curated record
AUGCAGCGCCUGAAGCGAGGCCUUCGGGAUUUGUUGCCUUAUUGUCAGCGCCAAGUUUCCUCAUCUCGGAACUCCAACAGCAAAAACGACCGGAGGAACCGCAAGUUCAAGGAGGCUGAGCGGCUCUUCAGCAAGUCCUCGGUCACCUCGGCAGCGGCGGUCAGUGCAUUAGCUGGAGUUCAGGACCAGCUCAUUGAGAAGCGGGAGCCAGGCAGCGGCACAGAAAGUGACACUUCUCCAGACUUCCACAAUCAGGAGAAUGAGCCCAACCAGGAGGAUGCUGAAGAGCUGGAUGGGUCUGUGCAGGGGGUGAAACCCCAGAAAGCUGCUUCCUCUACUUCUUCUGGGAGCCACCACAGCAGCCACAAAAAACGGAAGAACAAAAAUCGACACAGCCCGUCUGGCAUGUUUGAUUAUGACUUUGAGAUUGAUCUCAAGUUAAACAAAAAGCCAAGAGCCGUCCUGCUGACCGGCAGCAGCCCUUUGGCUGCCACAAGACCGGGUCCCCAUGGGCAGGCAGCGCGGCCCACUGGUGCCGAGGUGGAGGCAGCUCCUGUGGGCUGGGUGCUGGUGGCUCCUGUCGCUCUCCGGGACAACACUCCAGGCGCUGCGGUGGCUCUGGAGGCUGGCAUGGGUCGGGCAGUGGUGGAGCAGCAGUGGCGUGGCGACACCAGCGAGGCCGUGCUGGGGAGGCUGGAGGCGCUGGAGGCCGACGUUCGCUUCCUCUGCACCGAGCUGGGUGCUGAGAAGCUGCUGUGGAGCAGCCGGUUCCUGGAGCUGCUGCAGGAGCAGCAAGGCCUGCGCCAACGGGAACGCCCGUGGCGGUGGGACAGCGGCGACAGCCCUGAGCUGCCAGGGGAAGCAGAGGACCAAAGUGCCAGUGGGAGCGAGAGACAGAGCCCGGCAGGUAGCGGCUGGGGCCUUGGGGUGACGGGCAGCCAGUGGUCAGGGAGGGGGACGACCUGCCACCUGCAGCCAGACCUGGGACGGGGCAACAUGCUGAGCUCGGCCAGCGAGCAGCAUGGGGAACCCACCAGCUCCCACCUGGGCACUGGGCAGCACUGGACACCGGUGGAUGGAGCCACCCUGGCAGCCGGCCCCGUGCCCAGGCAGCCUUCUGAGGCCCACAGCUCCGUGACAGGCAGAAAAUGUAAGUGA